Plasmodium gallinaceum is the source of this 1002-nucleotide messenger RNA. Its product is annotated as Plasmodium exported protein, unknown function. Bases 1 to 1002 code for a protein of 333 amino acids. The record is from RefSeq and is a predicted model, not a curated record. Lineage: Eukaryota; Apicomplexa; Aconoidasida; Haemosporida; Plasmodiidae. The transcript is spliced from 2 exons.
AUGUUACCUUAUCAAAUAAAUAGUUAUAAAAUUUUUAUUAAUUUUAAUAAUUUAUUUUAUUUUAUUUUAUUUCUUUUUAUUAAGUUAAUAUAUAGUUUUUUACUAAAAAUGACAUCAUUUUUUUUUACACAUUAUCCCUAUAUUAAUUUUAUUUUCUUUAUAUUUUCGAACGUUAAUCUAUUUUUAUUUUUUGCUCGAUUGCGUGAAACAAAAAAAAAUUUAAUUGAAAAAUUAAUUCUAAAUAAAAUAAUUCAUAAAAAUAAUAAUAAUAAUAAAUUAAAUGGUAAGCCAAAUUUGAUUAAAGAGGAUAUUGAAUGGAUAAAGGACAAGAAGAAUAUGUUGAAAGAAUUAUUAAUAAGAAAUAGUCAAGAGAUGUUGAACUUAUCAUUGUGGGUAAAGAAUAAGAGAUGCAGAGAAAGUUUAAUUAAUGAGAAAAUUCUAGAAGAGAUUGAAACCUGGGAACAGUGGAAGAAUGCAAAGGAUGAGGAGUUCGCGAAGCAAGAGGAUUAUAAAUCGCCGGAAAAUAUGUAUGGAUGUUUUGCUAAAUUACUAUGGCAUAUUGAUCAGAAACGUUUGAAGAAAAUAGAAGAUGCGACACAGAAGGAUAUAAAAAUUAUUCAUUUAAAUAAAAGAUAUAUAUCUCCAAUAAGAGAAAUAUUGGAAAUGAAGAUUUCCACAUAUAAUGAAACACUUAGAAGCACUAUCACUGAAUUUGAAGAAAUAUUCAAAUCUUAUUACUGGAUUACAUGGAAAGAGCUGAAAGAAUUAGAGAAAAGAAAAUCUACAUUGGAAAAGAAAAAGGAAGAAAUUAUUAAAGAAAAUGAAAAACUUCAAAUGGAAAUUACCAUAAAGAAUGAUGAGGAAAGGACAGUAAAAAAAAGGUUACGUAAAUUCAGAAAAGGUGAAAGAUCUCAUGAAAUUAAAAAAAAAAAAAAAAAAAAAAAAAGUAAAAAAGAAAGGAUAUACAUAUCUAUGUUUUUUCAUAAUUUAAAAAUAUUAUGA